AUGUCUACUCACAGCACCAUAUCGUCGUUCAUGUCGCCGUCUUCUCAGCAAGGCCCUGGCUUUAAUGCGCUGCUCAACCUGGACAUUGAGAGAGUCAUCGCGUCCACGAAGGUCACUCAUACGAACCGCUCCACAAUGUCCUGCAUACACCGAAUCAUGAUGGCUCUGGAGCAUACGAGGGCGUAG
Molecule: messenger RNA, 186 nt
Organism: Perkinsus marinus ATCC 50983
Lineage: Eukaryota; Perkinsozoa; Perkinsida; Perkinsidae
Exons: 2
Coding region: 1-186 (61 amino acids)
Source: RefSeq, a predicted model, not a curated record